GGUCCAGCUGUCCAACUGCUGUUAUUAUUAGAAUAAUGAAAAUUUGUGAUUAAUUCACGUUAAUAGAUUUAUUUUCAUUGUUAUUAACAAAAUGAGUACUAUCCCGCAAAUUACCGGUCUCACCAAUAAGAGUAUUUUCUUGGUUGAGUUCAAAGAAUCAUACGCAGAGAAGACGUUAAGAGAUGACACGACUCCGAAUAUUCGCGGCAUCGUGCAUAGCCCCAAGGGGAACUAUCUGGCGUACAGAACUGACAGGAAAGUGGAUGUCUUAAAAUGUACGGACUGGUCUGUGUCGGUGACUAUAGAUGGAAACAUCAAAGACAUGUUCUUUUCUCCACUUGACAAUUACUUCAUGGUGUGGGAGAUGUUUGUGUUAACUAAGGAUAAUCCACAGGGCAAACCAAAUGUACAUGUGUACAAAUCCACAACAGGAGAAAAAGUUGGCUCAUUUGUGCAAAAAAAUCAAACUGGAUGGGAACCAAAAUGGUCGUCAGAUGAAAGGCUGUUCUGUCUACUUGUAAGUGGCGGCAUUCAGAUAUACGAAAAUGGCAAGCUGGACAGAUACGUCAAACAGGUGCAAAUGGAGAAGCUCAAAUCCUUCAGUGUCUCACCCAGUCCAGCGCCUAAUUAUUACCUGUCUAUUUUUACUUUGGGCAAGUCUGGACAACCGUCAUUCUGGCGUGUAUAUAAAUACCCAAACUUCGAAGAGGGCACGGCAGUAGUGAGCCGCUCUACCUUCCAGGCUGAUAAGGCGACCUUCCACUGGAACAGACGGGGUACAAAUGUCUUUACGCUCACACAAACUGACGUGGACAAAACCGGCGGUUCAUACUACGGCAAACAGUCUCUCUCGUAUGGCGACGUUAAAGGCACUUCAGGCAAUAUGAUGUUUAGCAAAGAAGGACCGAUUCACGCGAUUGCCUGGAAUCCGGGCAAUUCAAACGAAUGGGUUGCAGUGUACGGCCACGCGCCGGCUAAAGCAACCAUAUUUAAUGCUAAAUGUGAAUCUUUGUUCGAAUUUGGAACCGGUGCUUGGAAUUCCAUUUACUUCCCUCCCGACGGCAUUGUAGUCUUACUAGGCGGUUUUGGCAAUAUAGCGACCGGGCACAUCGAGACGUGGGACCUGCGAGGAUACAAGAAACUGGGUGCCUGUGCAGCCCCUGAUACUACUUACCUGCAAUGGGACCCAAGGGGAGAGACCUUCAUUACUGCUACUACGUAUCCAAGACUUACAGUUGGCAAUGGGUACAAAAUUUGGCACUACACCGGCGCUUUAAUGUACAAACGGCAAUACGAGGACAGAGAUCAGCUGUUAGCAAUAUGCUGGAGACCCGGUACAUAUCCCAAGAGCGAGUUGUCUAAAACAGCACCAAAGGCCAUAGAAGACACGGCGCCAAAGGCCGUAGGAGCGUACAGGCCGCCCGGAGCGAGGAAUAAGCCUUCCACUUUCACUUUACAUGAGCAUGAAAAACCGCAUAGGCCAGGCGAAAAUGCUAGUACACAACCAUCAAAGCAAGCAAUCAAACAGAAAGAGAAGCGGGAGGCUCGAAAGGCGCGGAAAGCGGAGGAGCGAGCGAAGGGAGAUACGUCUCCCGCGCCCCCCGACGCCGUCACCCCGCGGGCGCCCUUUGUCUCGACCGGUGACCCGGAGAAAGACAAGAAAAUUAAAAAUAUUAAUAAGAAACUUAGCGACAUAGAUAAACUUAAACAGCAAAAAGCAGCGGGCAAACAACUGGAACUGAACCAACAAGCGAAAAUCGCCAAUGAGCAAGCAUUGCUUCUGGAGCUAGAGCAACUCAAGUUAUGAUGGCCAACGUGAGGCACAGUUUCUUACAUCAAAUUUAUUUUAGGAUUUUUGACAACAACGACGUGUUAUGUGAAGGUUCACUGUUGACAUGAGGCUUUAGGGAGUGUGUCACAAUCAGUGGCUUCUAUCUUAUGAAAAAAAAUUGUACUUGGCGCCGAUAUGUGAACCAGACUUAUAUUUCAUAAGAAACUGAAUGUAUGCAAUGCUUUUGAAAUCAUUAGCUAUGGUUAUCGAUUGAUGGUUGUGUUUAUACAUAACUAUGAAAUUUGAAUUUUUAAUGAUAAUUUUACCAUAUUAUAUAUUUUCGAAACUUGGAAUUCAAAGGAAUUUUAAGAAAGUUGACGGUUGCAUUGUUAAUCUAUUUCAUUGUACUGUAUAAAUACUACACUUUUUCUGAAGCCGGCAUAAACACCGCGUAGUCCAGUUUUAAAGGUCUUGUUAAAAAUAAAGAAAAAAACGUUGAAGUUGAAAUUUGAGUUGGAAAAGUUUGAGUAAAAACUAUUUUUUUUAUGAUAGUAAGUGCAAUAUCAGCAUAGCAGAUAGCAACUCACACUGGCGCAGAGUCGAAGCGUCGCGACGCGUCAUGUUUUCGCCUAUACUAUGUUCAUUUCUAUUUUCCCAUUAUUAAGGUACAAAUUUGUGUUAUGCAAAUAUGGAAACGGGUGACGACGCGCGUCCACGUUUGGAUGCAGUCGAAACGGCUUCACGCAUUACUUGAGCGCAGUGAGGCGUCAGACGCCCGCCACAUUGUGAUCCGGGCGCACUAAUGCGAGCGUUGUCGCCAAGCGUUAUAGUUGAAUAACAGGACGCGACGCGCGACGCGACGCUUCAACUCUGCGCGAGUGUGAGUUGAGCCUUAGGUUAACUUAACUUCUACUAUAAAGUAAUUAACUACAGUUGAAAAUACACAAAGACAUUCUAUAUUUGAAUUAUAUAAGAGCGAGAAAAAUAUGUCAAAUAAUGUGUUGAGUUUAUACACUGACAAACAAUGUUCAAGUUACGUAAAUUCGAAUAGCUCCAAGGCUUGAAUUUUCGUAAAUAGUACUCAAAGUAGGUAUUGGAAUGACAAUUAGUUUCUAGAAAUAUGAUAAUCUCAUGUGUCGGAAAUGUAGCAAUAGCAGUAGAGCUCCUUAAGAAAGGGUUUACCUGUUUCUGCCGCUAAGUAAUUAUGUAAGCAUUACUGCGUUCCGGUUUUGGGACUUGUCAAAUUCAGUGUGACGAGCGCAGUGGUAGUACCCCUCGGAUCUUUACCAUUUAAAGCUCUGAAUGACACUGCAACUGUUAUGGAUUCCGUCGCUUUGAUAUCAUAAGAAAGUAUUUUAGAGAUAUAGUUUUAAAUAAUUAAUAAACUCAGGCGUUACUUUAUGGAAAUACAUGUUAAUAAGAAUAGAAGUAAAUUACUUCUAGGCGAACCCACUGAAAGUUGAAUCAUGCGCUUGUGUUGAAUUUUUUCAUGCAUUGCUGUUCAAAUCAAGCGCAGCUACUUUGCACGGUUCAACCUUCACUAGUUUCUCGGAGUAGCAAAGUAAUUUACUUAAAUUUUUAUUAGAUUUUAUUUCUUACUUAUUUCUCGUUACGGCUAAAGUUUGUUGUAAGGGGUUCUUCCUUUUAAUUUUGCAUUUAUAACAUUAGGGCCCAUAUUCACCGAUAGGUAUCUAUAAAAGUCGAUGAAAUGGGCCCUAAUAUAUGUGGGUGAGAGGUAAAGGACCCUAAGUCCAUAUUUUGAAAUUUAUAUUUACGAACAUUACUUUAGAAUGCUAAAUAUCACGCAAUUGUAACAUUAACUCCUAUCGUCGUUCGUUUUUCAUACAAUAUUUAGAAGCGCACCUGCACCGCCAAAGUCGCACCACGCGCUCGCCACUUUUGCAGACUAGAGCCUCAUUCUUUUUAACACACUCUAUGUUAAAAAAAAAUAUCACUUAAUGUUUUUUACCUCUCACCUACAGAUAUAUUGUUGUGCCGUUUGCUCUUGUGAUGAGUGUAAGUUUUAACUUUGAAUGUGUUAACAUACUAACGAACCAUAGGAACUUAUCAAUCGAAAGGAUCGGUACACGGUCAUGCAAUGUCCACUGAAUACCACAUCCUUUCGUCUAUUGCUAUGUAUAAAUAAGUGUGUACUACUUUUUUUUAUAACUUAUAAAAUAAUCUUAUUGCGUGAUACAGUAGCCUUAAUAAACGUCAUUAAAUGACAAUCAAAAUACAAAAUAUCAAAUUUAUCACUGUUUACAAAUUAAGAUUCUGCGUAACUGAAGCGAAUAGGUUUCUCCGCUGUUUCAGAAAAAUUCUUAUAAUCACAAAACGAAUAACAUAACUUUUAGGGUGAAGCCAGACGAGCGUAACUCUUUUUGAGUCUCAUAAUUUAGGUUCGACUGAAAUUUGGUAGGAGCGCUGGACGAACGUAUUUCAGUUGCUUUUAAGCGUUUGUAAUUUCAAUUCAUUCUCACUCACGCAUCUAUACAUUUUUAGAUUUAUAACUUGUAUUGCAAAGGGUAGCUGAUUAAAAAGUUUUAAUAAAAUGAAAAUGUUUUCUUAGUAUAUCGUCAAUUCGAAACUACUUUGUUUUGCAUUGAGCUUUGACGCGAGUUUGCCGGAGGUAGAAGUUGUGCUGGACAGCAAUCCUAUAAGUGACGAUGUAUUAGAUUUCAUUUUAUUAAAUUUCUAAUUUCGAUAAACAAAUGCUGAAGUGUGUCGUAAAUUUAUAUAUCCAUAAAUUUUACCACACAUCACUACUGACAACAAUGUACACCAAUUAGUUCCUUCAACGUAGUUAUAUUACGAUACGUCAAAACGGCUAUCAUAGCGUGCCGGCUUUGUGUAAUGGGUUUAUUAAACAUAAAGUGCAUUUAUGAAUAAUGUUAGAAAAAGAAAAAGUCGCUGAGUAAAUUCACUCAAUAUAAAGUGUGCACAGUUUCAUAAAUGACAGUUUACGUGAACAUCUAGAUUUGUAAGAUAUUACAUGCCAACAAAUGGUGCCCCUUACCUUUCUUCUGUCACACCUCACCCUACCCGCACAAACACGUCACAGAGUACGACUGAAGUUCGGUCAUAAUUACGCGCGUGAGUCUGCAGACAACUCAUUUUGUUCUACUCGUUUUCCAACAAUUUUCACUCCGUCGUAUGGCGCAAACCGGAUUUUAAUAUAAAACCGAAUGCAGCGUAAAUUACACGACUCGCAACUCACAGGAUACGCUCGUCUGACCUCACCCUUACACUUUGACAUUUAUGAGAUGUAGUUGAAUUAUAAAAAAGAAUAAGGAAUAAAACAUCUGCCAUUUUUGUGAAAUAACUGACGUAUUCGAAUUAAUGACCC
Molecule: messenger RNA, 5117 nt
Organism: Hyposmocoma kahamanoa
Lineage: Eukaryota; Metazoa; Arthropoda; Insecta; Lepidoptera; Cosmopterigidae
Gene: eIF2A
Product: eukaryotic translation initiation factor 2A
Exons: 11
Coding region: 92-1807 (571 amino acids)
Biological process (GO): translational initiation
Cellular component (GO): cytosolic small ribosomal subunit
Molecular function (GO): protein binding; mRNA binding; translation initiation factor activity
Source: RefSeq, a predicted model, not a curated record